GCUAUUUGUGAGUUUCGCCGCGUCUUUGGGAGCUCCUUCGCGUAACAAUUCAACCUCAGAAAACCUAGCUCCGCUCGCCUGAUGUUCCCCCAAGUCCCUCCACGGCUCUCGCGUCACCCUCUUCUCGUUCCUUUCCCACACAGGCCAUAGCCAUCAGCCUGCUCCAUCCUCCUCACCUCCGCCUCGGUUUUGUCCCUGAACCUGUGCUCAGCUUACUUCCGUCGCCGGGCAGCCAUGCUCUAGAUACCGUCAGUCUUACCGUUCGAGUCUCAACUUCCAUCGUAAUUUUCUCAGCGCCGCUUGAGUCUGCAUUGCGCUCGCCAGCCCGCGGACAGCUCGUUCGUAGCGGAGCACGCUCGAAUGAUUCUUUCGGACCAUUGCCUUGCACGAACAGUCUUGUAGGAACAGCCUUGUUCCAAGGAACAUUCCCCAUAAGGACAGUCUUGGAUAGUCUUGGACAGUCCCGUAUUGAGGUGUGGCCCCUCUUCAGCAUUUUUGUUUCGAACCCUUGUUCGCCUUCCUUGCUCGACGUCUCCGUCGUUUCGUCGCCGCGACCGUCGCACGCUCCUCCCCAACCGUCGCAAGUCGUCGCAUUCGUCGCACGCGCGCAAUGGCUCCCC
Messenger RNA from Closterium sp. NIES-67, 620 nucleotides. NCBI's taxonomy places the organism in Eukaryota, Viridiplantae, Streptophyta, Zygnematophyceae, Desmidiales, Closteriaceae. The record is from the annotation of a GenBank genome assembly.